Messenger RNA from Thunnus maccoyii (southern bluefin tuna), 1675 nucleotides. Its product is annotated as fucosyltransferase 7. Gene Ontology annotation, cellular component: membrane. The record is from RefSeq and is a predicted model, not a curated record. NCBI's taxonomy places the organism in Eukaryota, Metazoa, Chordata, Actinopteri, Scombriformes, Scombridae. The coding region runs from base 95 to 1135 and encodes 346 amino acids. Gene Ontology annotation, molecular function: alpha-(1->3)-fucosyltransferase activity. The transcript has 2 exons.
GGACAAACCUCAUGGGCAGCAGACAGCCUGAUGCUUUACCUCCCAGUUCCAUACUGGUGCUGUGCCCUUUUGACCUGGAAUACCCUUGGCAGCCAUGACAACAUAUGGAUCCCGAGCCUUCCUCCUCGUCCUCAUUCUCCUCAGCUCUUUCUCAUCCCUGUUUUAUUUCAGCUUCUUGGACCAGAAGCUCUUUCUGCACAAACAUAAUCCAGAUGUUCCUCAGAGGAACAUCAGCAUCUUGCUGUGGCAGUGGCCAUUUGGACGCUCCUACAGGCUUGACGGAAACAAAUGCCUUGAGAUGUACAACAUCAGCCGCUGUUUCCUCACUGACAACACCUCCACCUUCUCAGCUGCUGAUGUGGUGGUCUUCCACCACCAGGAGCUGUGGAAAGGUCCGUCCUCGCUGCCUUUGCACCUGGAUCGCCCGGCCUCUCAGCGCUGGGUGUGGCUGUCCAUGGAGCCUCCUGUCAACAAUGCAAACCUCAACCUGUUCAACGGCCUCUUCAAUUGGACCAUGAGCUACAGACAUGAUGCAGACAUAUCUGUCCCUUAUGGAAAGACCCUUCAAGGAGGUGAUGAUCUCAGCUACCCUGCUGCUGCAAAUCGUUCUUGCCUUGUCGGCUGGGUUGUCAGCAAAUACAAGCCUCACCAGGCUCGGGCUGGUGUUUACCAAAGUCUAAAGAAGCACAUCCCCAUAGAGGUGUACGGCAAGUGGAACAAGAAGCCCCUGUCAAACAGAAAGCUGUUGCCCACUAUUGCAAACUGCCUUUUUUACCUGGCAUUUGAGAACUCUGAGGCGACGGACUACAUCAGUGAGAAGCUCUGGAGGAAUGCCUUCCAAGCAGGGGCCAUACCGGUGGUUCUUGGUCCCAGCAGGGCUACCUAUGAUGCCCUGGCUCCACCUGGUUCCUUUAUCCAUGUGGCUGAUUUUGAGAGCACAGCUGAUCUGUCCGCCUAUCUGAAGCAUCUGGCUGCAGACAGGCAGGCCUAUGAGGCAUACUUCAAGUGGCACCGCACUCACAGGAUCAAAACCUACACUGACUGGAGAGAAAGGCUGUGCCAAAUCUGUGUCAGGUACCCCAGUUUGCCAGCCAACAAAGUCUAUCAGGACCUGGAGGGCUGGGUUUACAGUUAGGAUUUUCUUUCACUGAGGUGUUUUGAUGGGACUGCUGAUAGUGCUCAGUUACCACAUGCGAAUGUAAAAAUCCAUACACUGACAAUUUGAUGUAGGAUUGCACACAUCUCAGUCAAGCAUGCAGUUUGCAUAAAUAGUAAGGAGAUGCACACCACAGAAACAAAUCUCAAGUGGUUGGUUGGGUUAGCUAUGCCCUACACCAAAAAACGGAAGUGGUACUUGUGUAACCAUAAAUAAGUAUGUCUCAGUUUAUUUAUGUUCUCAGUGCUCACCAAAGUUUCUCUUUACGAUGAAAAAGAAAUCAUUUCUGAGAUGAUAUUUUUGUAAAAGAUGUUUCUUUAUACUGUACUCCAGAAAUGUCAUGCUCAUCAGAAAACAACAAAAGAGAAAUUUGAUUUUCUUUCUAUGAUUAUUUGUCCUCUAAAGGCUCAGUAUGCUCAAUUCAAAUGACAUGACACCUGGGGUGUGAGAUCUGCCUCCCUUUGGUCAGGGUUUGGUUAUGUUCAGAAAACUAACUGCUGUGAAAGUAACAGACCAGCC